AUGCUGGAAUGUGCUGUGACCCUGGUUCUAGUGGAGGAAGGUACCAAGUGUGGGGACAUAUGGUGGCACUGGGUCCAGGGGUGCAUGAUGUCUCCUAGGCUCAUGCUGCUGAGGUCCACGACAUCAACAACUGUGUGGUCCUUAGGAGCACUGUGGGAGUCUACAGUGGCUAAAGAAAAGGAUAAACAAUUGUAUUUUUUUGAGUCCAGUUCAUUUGGAAAGCCUAUGUUGGAGGCACCAUAUAUGUGGGUUUGAACCAAACUUUUUGUUCAAGUAAGUCUAUGCACCUCAGAUCCAAAUUUGGUGGUGUUCCAGGAUACCUGCAGCACCACUCCGUCUGACUUUGCAUCUCCAACCUAUGACCUCAGCAAGAGUGGAUGUAAUUGAGAUGAGACUUGUAAGGUGUAUCCCUUACCUCGACACUGUGCAAGAUUCCAGUUUAACUCCUUUGAAUUCUUGAGGUGUCUGGGCUCCAUGUAUCUCUAGUAUAAGGUUUCUAGUGGUAGUAGUAAUCAGUCUCGCUGCAACCAGACUGUUUUUCUGAAGAAAAGAGACAUUUCUUCAUACAAAUAGAAGACUAAUUCUGCCAUAGAAUGCAUUCAUUUGAAAAGGGAUUGAUGGGCAAGUGGAAAUUAAGAAUUUCAGUAUCAAAUGCAUGAAACUCAGAUUCAACCUUUUAACAAUCUGCAUCUGUUUUCAUUCAUGGUCCUUGUUCUGAAUAUUGUGAUUGUGGCUACAAUUCUAGCAAAGCAUUUUGUGAGUCAGAGAACAGACUACAAAGUCCAGAAACUGCAGGACUAUUAA
Molecule: messenger RNA, 804 nt
Organism: Mesoplodon densirostris (Blainville's beaked whale)
Lineage: Eukaryota; Metazoa; Chordata; Mammalia; Artiodactyla; Ziphiidae
Gene: CUZD1
Product: CUB and zona pellucida like domains 1
Cellular component (GO): cell surface
Source: RefSeq, a predicted model, not a curated record